Molecule: messenger RNA, 690 nt
Organism: Arabidopsis arenosa
Lineage: Eukaryota; Viridiplantae; Streptophyta; Magnoliopsida; Brassicales; Brassicaceae
Source: the annotation of a GenBank genome assembly
GCUUGUGGGAAUCAUCACCGUGUUGAUGAUUUCUCUUUGUCUCCGGUGAGUUUUGGUGGGUUUGGUGUGAAAAAGACUUUCUCUUGUCUGGAGCUUAAGAAUUAAAAGCAUCCUAGAAGUGAAUUCAAUGGAAAACAGAUCGCUUUCGGUGAAGCUCAAGACGAGAGCUUCUGAUCAUCAACCAUCACAGAUCAGUGAAUUAUGGCUUGAUGAGAAGAUUUUGACAACGCCGAGGAUUGGAACAGCUCAGAAGUGGUGGGAGAAAGGUCUGAAAGAAAACAUGAGAGAGAUCUCUUCAGCUCAAGAACUCGUUGACUCUCUGACCAACGCGGGUGAUAAGCUUGUUGUUGAUGAUUUCUUCUCACCUGGCUGUGGCGGCUGCAAGGCUCUCCAUCCUAAGAUAUGUCAGUUGGCAAAGAUGAACCAUGGUGUGCAGUUUCGUCAGGUGAAUUACGAGGAACAUAAGUCGAUGUGUUAUAGCCUGGUGUUCAUGUUCUCCCGUUUUCCCAAUUCUACCGAGGCGCUAUGGGUCGUGAUUGCAGCUUUAGCUAUACCAAUGCCACGAUCAAGAAAUUCAGAGAUGCAUUGGCAAAGCAGAUGAGUGUAGGGUUUGAGAUGAUUUUAUUUUAAAGUUUUCUGAAUCUUAUGCUUGCCUAAUUUGUUUUCUCUUAUUAAAAAGAUCAUAUUUUG